This is a messenger RNA of Amphibalanus amphitrite, 1158 nucleotides long. Its product is annotated as RPA-interacting protein B-like. Bases 132 to 734 code for a protein of 200 amino acids. Gene Ontology annotation, cellular component: nucleus. The transcript has 5 exons. The record is from RefSeq and is a predicted model, not a curated record. Gene Ontology annotation, biological process: protein import into nucleus. Lineage: Eukaryota; Metazoa; Arthropoda; Thecostraca; Balanomorpha; Balanidae.
CAGUUUCAGGCAUAAAAAAAAUAGAGGUUUUAGGUGAAGGGGGUGGCAAGAUAAACCCACAGUGGAUAAACCUGAGAUAAACCCCCUUGGAUAAACCGGUGAAGGUGACGGAGUAGCGCAGCAUCAACGUGAUGUUUGUCGAACAGUCUUGUGUCUCUCCGACUUCAUCUGUAAUGAGUCAUGGAAAUCAACGAGAAUAUAUGAGAAAGGCCUUGUACAAGAAGGGAACGCCGCCAUGGAAGGAACUUCAUAAACAGCGCGUCCGUGACCGGCUGAGGGAGAGCCGCCACCGUCUGCUGGGCCGGCUGCGCGGCCUGGACGGGCCGGCUGGUCCUACCUCCGAGCAGGACCAGCUGCUCCAGCAGUGGGAGCGCUUCGAGAAGGAGGUCAUCGCCGAGGAGGCGGAGCGGCUGGCGCGCGAGCACGGCCUGGCCCAGGCCGAGCUGGAGCACGACUGGUCGCUGCUGGCUGAGCAGCUGUUCAGCGACCAGCUGCCCUGUCCUCUGUGCCAGGCGGCCGCGCAGCUGACGGCGCAGUGCCGGCUCAGCUGCCGCUGCGGCCUGUCCGUGUGCGCGCCCUCGGCCGACCCGCACUGGGUGCGGCGCGCCCUGGCGGCCGCCGCCGCCGCACACGAGGCCGUUUGCGCCGAGCCGGAGCUGUUCUACUCGCAGUGCGACGGCCAGCUAACGGUGCUGUGCGCCAGCUGCGGCCUGCACGGCCCGGCCUUCCCCUGACGGCUGACUGGGCCCCGGACCGCCGCGCCGGCGGCCGCUGCUGGCCGCGGCAGACGACGGGCGUGUCAGCACGACUCCGUGCCGGCCUCAAAGUACCUGAGCUACCAGGAUCGAGCCAGUGCUCCAUUGGACUUUUGUGAUGGUAGAGUCAUGUGAUAGGCACCUGCGCGUGCCGCGUAGCCAUGUCUCCUAGGUUAGUAUUGUCAGCGUUUAUGAUGCGCCAAACAUUUUAGUGAUGAUCGUUUAAAUGCAUUCUAUAGAAGCGUUUUCUUUUACUAAAAAUUCACUGCUUUGCAGUAGUUUGAAGUAGGCAAAUCAUAUUUUUAAUCCAUUAAUGGGUCGCCUGCCUUGCAUAUGGUUUUAUUUGGAUGGAAGUGCUGUUUCGUCCAGAACCAUGUUGAAAAUAAAGAAAUGUAAGCCACAG